UUGUUGUUUUAUUACUUCUGUUCGUGACCAUCCUGUUCAGCUUUGGGAUGCUAGUACAGGCAGUGUACGUGCAUCUUAUCGGGCUAUUGAUCACUGUGAACGAUUCAUAGGUCCCAAUGUUCUCUGUUUCAAUCAAGACGGUUCAAAGUAAACUCAAAAGCAAGUCUAAACAAGGACUAAAUGACACACAUAGGAUCUAUACAGGUUAUGAGAAUAUGAUUGAAAUAUUUGAUGCAUACACAGGUGAUUCAGAAAAACGACCGACUAUACCAAAGCGUAAAUCGCGUCAUGGCCAAAAAGGAAUCAUUAGUUGCCUUGAUUUUGCAUUGGAUGGGUGCUAUUAUGCUGCUGGAUCUUACAGUGCUUCUAUUGGCAUUUACGAUACACAUAAUGACAAAAUAUGUUUAAAACUAACAGGCAUGGAUGCAGGUGUGACUCAAGUCAAGUUCUCUCAUGAUAGCAUGUACUUGUUCUCUGCUUCUCGACAUAGUCAUUCUGUUUUAUGCUGGGAUAUUCGUGAUUCAGCCAAUAUCUUGUAUGAAUUACCAAGACCAGGCAAGACAAACCAACGCAUGCAAUUUGACAUAGAUCCUUCUGGGAGAUUCUUGGUGACAGGAGACAUGUAUGGAAACUUGUUAGUAUAUGAUAUUACAACAGGUGAAUUAGAAGACAUUGAGACAAAGAAACGUACUGUUUAUUCUACACAGGCACAUCAAGAUAUUAUCUCGGGAGUCUCGUUUAAUCCUAUCUAUCCUGUUCUUGCCACUUGUUCAGGUCAACGCAAAUUUAGAUUGCCUAUUUUGGAUAGUGAUGAAAGCGAUAAUGAAGAAGAAAUAAUAGUUGAUAACACAUUAAAGACUUGGCGGAUACCUGGUCAAUAUAAAUGGUAUUCAUAUGAAAAUAGCACUGUAACAGAAAUAACUGCCAUGGAAGAGACUACAGCAACAGGAACAACUGUUAUGGAAGAAAUAGCAGUGACAGAAACGAUUACAACAGAAGAGACUACAACGACUAAAAGUCAAACAGAAAUGCAUAUAGACUGAUGUGUGUAUAUUUAUUAUGACAAUUCAUAUUGAGGAUCAAAUAAAGUACUGACACUCUCACCAAAAUGUAUACGUCGAAUAGCUUCAGCUAAAAGAGAAGCUACAGGCAAUAUCUUGAAUUUGUUGCACUUGGCCAAAUGUUGUUCUUGAGGCACUGAAUCACUCACAAUCACAUGAUCAAGAUAGCUUUUUUGAAUACGAUCCACAGCAUCUCCAGAUAGAAUAGCAUGUGUGAUAAGCGC
Molecule: messenger RNA, 1285 nt
Organism: Gilbertella persicaria
Lineage: Eukaryota; Fungi; Mucoromycota; Mucoromycetes; Mucorales; Choanephoraceae
Product: WD40-repeat-containing domain protein
Exons: 2
Coding region: 117-1043 (308 amino acids)
Molecular function (GO): protein binding
Source: RefSeq, a predicted model, not a curated record